AUGGAUACACAAGCCAAGUCUGAUAAGGUACUACUAACUCCCGAAUAUCUGGAUUGGUAUUCCAAAUUAACUGAUUUGCCAACCACUAUAUCUGAUAAACUUCGUUCCAAGUUACAAGAAAAAAACUGGACUCAAUCCUUGGAUAAACUCCGAAUCCUCUCAAAUCAAAAAGGAUACUGUAUAAUCCAUGAAGCAGUACAUAAACGUUUCCCUUUCUUGUCUUACACUAAUUCGAAUGCAUGGCAUCGAGAUGUAUUUAAAUAUACUGAUUCAGAAACUAAAUGCCCUGUAUGCAAAGAGAAAGUUAUUGUUGCCAUACAGAGUUUGCCGGAAACUCAAGUAAGGGUAUCAAACAAAAUCAGUAACUCACUAAUUCAUCCAAACAAAACCCACCUUUAUCAAUAUGCCAUCAAACAUGGAAUGGAUCCUGAGGAAUUUUCAGUCAUUACUGAGGCUGAGAAAAAUAGGAAUGAAGAUACCAGAAAAUAUCAUAAAUUUUUAACAGAUCAGGAUAGGCUAAUCGGAGAAGAGUUAUUACGUCACAGUAUAUUAAAGAGCGGUUUAAGUACUACAUGGCUAAACGAUCUGAUGAAAGAAUGA
Ambispora gerdemannii is the source of this 600-nucleotide messenger RNA. The record is from the annotation of a GenBank genome assembly. Lineage: Eukaryota; Fungi; Glomeromycota; Glomeromycetes; Archaeosporales; Ambisporaceae.